UCCGCAGCCAUCCUCGUCCGUGGCGGGCCCGCCGGGCCCCGGGGCGGCCGUGUGCGGGGCUCCGGCGGCCGUGCCGGGGGCGCUCGGCGUUCCCACUCCGUCCGUCCCGGGGGCCUGCGGACAAAAUGGGGCCCGCGGCUGGGGUCUAGGGACGAGCAGGCGAGGAGGAGGGCAGCGGGUCGUGCCCGGAGUUGGGGCGUGGGGACGCGGGAGCCACUGCGGCGGUAGCGUCUUGGAGAGAAAUGCCUGGUGAAGCCACAGAGACCGUCCCUGCUACAGAGCAGGAGUUGCCACAGCCUCAGGCUGAGACAGGGUCAGGAACAGAAUCCGACAGUGAUGAAUCAGUACCAGAGCUCGAGGAACAAGACUCCACACAGACAACCACACAGCAAGCCCAGCUGGCUGCAGCAGCUGAGAUCGAUGAAGAGCCUGUCAGUAAAGCAAAACAGAGUCGGAGCGAGAAGAAGGCGAGGAAGGCUAUGUCCAAACUGGGUCUUCGACAGGUUACAGGGGUUACUAGAGUCACUAUCCGGAAAUCUAAAAAUAUCCUCUUUGUCAUCACAAAACCAGAUGUCUACAAGAGCCCAGCUUCAGACACCUACAUAGUUUUUGGAGAAGCCAAGAUUGAAGAUUUGUCUCAGCAAGCACAGUUAGCAGCUGCUGAGAAAUUCAAAGUUCAAGGUGAAGCUGUUUCAAACAUUCAAGAGAAUACUCAGACUCCGACUGUACAGGAGGAGAGUGAGGAGGAAGAGGUUGAUGAAACAGGUGUGGAGGUUAAGGACAUAGAAUUGGUCAUGUCACAAGCAAAUGUGUCACGAGCAAAGGCAGUCCGAGCCCUGAAAAACAACAGUAAUGAUAUUGUAAAUGCUAUUAUGGAAUUAACAAUGUAACUAUUUGACAGCAAGGACACUUCCAUUCUCCGCCUCCCCCCUCCCUUUUUUGGUGUUUCGAAAGUGGAACUACAGCUUGGUUUGAAAUUUGUACUGUUUCUAUCACUAAUAAAGCUAUGGCUUCUUGUUGGAUGAACUCA
Peromyscus eremicus (cactus mouse) is the source of this 1030-nucleotide messenger RNA. RefSeq names its product nascent polypeptide associated complex subunit alpha (gene Naca). Gene Ontology annotation, cellular component: nascent polypeptide-associated complex; cytoplasm. Gene Ontology annotation, biological process: protein targeting to membrane. The transcript has 8 exons. The record is from RefSeq and is a predicted model, not a curated record. Bases 243 to 890 code for a protein of 215 amino acids. NCBI's taxonomy places the organism in Eukaryota, Metazoa, Chordata, Mammalia, Rodentia, Cricetidae.